AUGUCGUUCUUCAACAACUUUUCUCCAACUCAUUUCAACGUGCCACCACCUCCUUUGUUCUCAAGACCUCCAAGGAAACUGUUAUCUGGUGGAGCGACUACUUCUGCCAACGCUUAUCUACCUUACUUUAUAGAUGACAAUGGCAAGCUAGAUAACGCUGAAUGUUAUAAAUUUUUCCCGUACGAAAGUAAUCAAGGAAAGACUGGAGGAUUACGUGGACAUCAAGAAGCACGUUACGAUGGUCAAGAAACAACUUUUAAUGCAACAACAGGACCGUCUUGUUAUGGACCAUCAAGAGAAUCUUAUAAUGGGCGAUCAAAAGAAUUAUUCAGUGGAGUGCCAAGAGAUUCAUGUGUUGGACCGUCGAGGGGAUUACUCGCUGGGCCGUCAAGGGAUUCAUGUGCUGGACCGACAAGAGAAUUAUUCAAUGGACCAUCCGGUGCUCCUUAUAAUAACCAGUCGAUGUCAACGAUCCUUGAUGACAAAAAUCAGCAUUUCAUGAAUAUAUACUUCCCUUAUGCUUCAUUGACGACAAUUUACGAUGGAGCUGGUUUUGACAAGGAACACGUCGGAUGUUAUGGUAAGAUGAAACUUAAGUGGAAAAUGCUUUUUUUUCAGGGCCAAAAGUGACUGAUCAUCCAUCAAAAAGUUACAAUGAUUUCCCGAGAACAAGUCACGGUGACUCUUCAUGUAUUGGCUUUAAAGAGAAUAUUCCAAGAACGGAUAAGCGUCAAAUUUGUGGCGUUUCAAACGUAAGUGAUUAUAAGAAUCUUUAUUUUUAAAAAGUAUUUUUAAGAAUCAGAAUUUUAAUUUGCAGAAUCUACGUUUUCAAAAUGAAGCUCAUGGCAAUCGACUGGCUCACUUCCCAUUUUAUAAGCAACAUCUUCAAGAUAAUGGUAUGAAAUAAAAAAUGGUGUAUUUUGUAUUAAAACUAUAAAAAUACUGUAUUUAGAAUUGAACUGGCGCUUAGAUGUUUACAGGUUUUUGUUUAAAAGUUACUUAUCAUCAUUGUUUUUCAGACAACAAUAAUCAAUACUCGGAAAACGGUGCUCAUAAACGAAGAAUUGAUGACACUGUAACGCAGAAUCCGUUGAAAGGCCGAAGAAUUACGUUUGAAACGCUUGCUGGAGGAAGUGGAACAUCUACAGUGAAAGCUCUUCCGCCACCGCCAGGACUAACACUACCAUGGAAAGUGCCACCACCUUCGAUUUCUACGGUACCAUCAUUGCUAAAGCUUAUGCCAUCAUCGUCAUAUACGGUACCUCCGCCAUCAGGGUUCGAGAAGACUUUAUCAAAAGGAAUUUCACCUUUACAAAGAAUUACUUCAUCAUCGGCUGAACAAGAACAAACUUCAAUAAUGUCAUCAAAGCGAACUAUGGCCAGAACUAAAUCUAAAAUAACCUCAGAUUUGGAUAAGUUAUUUUCGGAUUCUAGAAAUGCUCAGCCAUCGUCGUCAGCGACUGUGUCAUCACCUAAAGACAAGGUUUUACCUACUAAAUCACCAUCAUGUGAUGAAGAACUGUUGACAGCAUCUUUGAAGAAACUGUUUCCUCCUCCAAAAGCGAUGUUGUCAUCUCCUGGUAUAGAACCUACAAAAGAUUAUUCAGUGGAUGCAUCAUGUUCAACCGGCGUUUCAUCAUCUGAUGCUGGAGUGACAUGUAGAUUAAAAAUGAUGUGUUUUAAAGGAAAGUCGUUGUCAUCACAAGAUCUUUCACAAUCAAAGGAGGACGAUCAAAAAAAAUUAGUAGAAGGGCUCCUUGAAUUUCGAAUUUUCCGAGAAUCUGAGGAAGAAUUGAAAAAAAUAUUGCGCGGUGAUGAUGAAUGUAUGUCAAAAUGCGAUGGAGAAUUGGAUUUGUGCGCAUCUAAAGAGGACACCUAUGGUAAAAUGAUUUUGGACCUAAUAGAAGAAGAAACACAUGGUGAAAGAUCAGUGGGAGCAGAUACAGACAUAAAAGAUUCAGAACCCUCAGAAGUUGGACUUGAAGCUCUACGACUGGAAGAAAAACAACGCUAUGAAAAAAUGAUGGAACAGAGAAGAGUAAUCAAUGCCUUGAACGCAGGAAUAAGAAUACAUAACAUCAACGAAUACGACCAGUCGAUUACGAAGGAGCAGAUGAAAAAUAACGAAACAUGUCACCUCAAGAUGAAUGGACAGUUUAUAGAAGAUUUGCAGAAGAAAGAAGAAUUUAAGAAGCGUCAAAGUGUAAUAGAAGGUUUACGAAAGGCAGGAGAAGACAACAAGGAGAUGAUCUUCGAUGGUGACAUGGAAGUACCUGUGGUCGAUGGCUUUCCCAGCGUCUUUUCUAUCUAUAACAACUCUGAGAACAGAAAAGAGCAAUAUGAUAUUGACUACAAUGAGCCUAGAGGUGGUCUUCUGGAUCAAGCGACGGUUGACAGAAUCUGGGGACGACCGGUCGAACGAUUGGCAGAGAUUCCUGAAUGUGAUGAUGAAUAUGAUGUGGAGAGCUAUUUGAGUGAAUACGCUUUGGAUGAGCUAUAUGAAAAAGACGCUUUUGUUGAUGAUCAUUUCGAAACUUAUGACUCUGAGAACAAUUUUAUGUUUCAAUGUUUGGCUUCGAAUCAACCUCUCUUCAUCCAACAGGCUUCUGAAUGCGAAUUCUACGAGGAACCAGAAUGUUAUGAAGUCUAUGGCAAAGAACAGUUCUCCACUGGACCUCAGAUGAUCAUGAAUACAAUCCCAGAUUCAUAUCAAAGGUUCAGAAGGCUAUUUGAGGAACUUCCGAGGAAGCCUGAAGAUUACCCAAAAACAGCUGAUGACUUUUCGAAAUUGGAUGACCAAUUGCGGAAGAUAAAGUCAAUCGAGAAUCAGUUCAACAGCUACAAUAGGCCAGCUGAAUUGAGACAUCUGGAGCGUCUAAAACAAAUCUGGUAUGAUCUGAAGCAGAGGAUGGGCAGGGAAGAGUGGGUCAAGUAUCAAGUGGCAAAAUCAGAAGAGGAUGGUAAACUCAUCGACGAGAUCUUCGAGGAAUUCCGUGAGAUUCUCGUAGCUAGCCGCUAUCAAAUGUCUACGAAGGAUAUAGUAAACCAAUUGGAGUCAGAAGCCUUUAAAAGCUUUUUAGACGAACGCAAUCCGUAUUCGGCCAAGAGAUUGUUGACUAGCCUAUUCACUCAAAGCCGUAAACGAUUGGAGGAUGAAGAAAUGGCAGAGAAUGAGAAGUUGAAGGCUGAAGAAGAAGAGAGAAGGUUGAUGGAGAAGGAAGUGAUUGACAGACUAGCCAGAAUCGAAGAAGAAGCUGAAAGGUUGAUUGAAGAACAAAACAAGAUAGAUAUGGAAUUACAAACACAGGAGUAUAUUCGGUUUAUGAAUCCUGGAUUAGAACCUGCAUUGACACCCGAAUCUGCUUCAAGUUUCCCAGAUCAGAUUCCCAACUAUAUGAUGGAUCAGACCUCAAGAAGUAUGGUUGAUUUGACUCCAGAAUCUUUUGGAAGUCUUACUGACACAGCUACGCCUUUAUCUGAAGAUUUGGUGUGGGAUGAGAAUUCAAGAUACGAUGAUGUAAUUUUACCAUACGGAGCUGUUGAUGGUGACUAUGAUUCAGAAGGGGCACCAUGGGGAGAUUUUGAGUGUAAUGAAACACCACAAUGGGAAAUAAAUGAUGAUUUGGAUGAAAUGACUUCUGGAAGUCUUGAUGAACAGAGCUCGUGGGUUCAGAAUCCAGUAUUUGCUCAGAAUCUCACAUCACAGUACUUAGUGAUACCUCCUCAAAUCAUACCAUUGCAUCAGAAUGGCAUGUCAUCACUACAUCUAUCGUCAACUCAAGGUGUCUAUCCUGAACAUAGUCUACCGUCGACGCAGAACUUUAUUCACCUUCAAAAUCUACCUUCUAUCCAAGAUUCUCUUUACCAGAAGAAUCUACCGGCCGCAGGAACUGUCUUACAUUUCGGUCAUCAACCUCAGAAUCUACAACGUCAAGAUGCUCGUAUUACUAUGGUAAAAUGA
Molecule: messenger RNA, 3961 nt
Organism: Bursaphelenchus okinawaensis
Lineage: Eukaryota; Metazoa; Nematoda; Chromadorea; Rhabditida; Aphelenchoididae
Source: the annotation of a GenBank genome assembly